Molecule: messenger RNA, 2304 nt
Organism: Condylura cristata (star-nosed mole)
Lineage: Eukaryota; Metazoa; Chordata; Mammalia; Eulipotyphla; Talpidae
Gene: RERG
Product: RAS-like, estrogen-regulated, growth inhibitor
Exons: 6
Coding region: 303-1016 (237 amino acids)
Molecular function (GO): GTPase activity; GTP binding
Source: RefSeq, a predicted model, not a curated record
GUCGGAGCGAGCGCCAGCGAGGACACCCCCACCCCCGCCCGCACUUGCUGCGGCCGCUCCCACCCGCGAUCACAGCCUGCAAACUCGGAAACGCCACCCGCCAGCUUCGCAGCGCCGCGUGCAAGGGCUGCGCCGACCCCCGGGAGCGAUUCCGAACUUGAAGGGGACCGCGGCUCUCCCGGCCUGGAGAGUGCGAACAGGAUUUCAGAUUUACAAUGAUAUGGUAAAUCCAAAGGCUGGAACCAAAGGUUUUCUCAGCUCUUUAGUUUGAACAACAGUGAACUUUCUACCCAACACUCAGAAUGGCUAAAAGUGCAGAGGUCAAACUGGCGAUAUUUGGGAGAGCAGGUGUGGGCAAGUCAGAUUUUAAAAGGAGCAUGCCUUGUGUGGAUGGCAACAUGAAGAGGGAGAACCAGACCAGGUGGUUGAACCUAAGGGCAAUCUGUGCGCAACUUCUGUGCUCUGCUGAUUGCAAAGCUCUUAUAGUGAGAUUUCUGACCAGACGGUUCAUCUGGGAAUAUGACCCCACACUUGAAUCAACCUACCGACACCAAGCAAACAUUGAUGAUGAAGUUGUUACCAUGGAGAUACUAGACACUGCUGGCCAGGAAGACACCAUACAGAGAGAAGGACACAUGCGAUGGGGGGAAGGUUUUGUGCUGGUCUAUGACAUUACUGACCGAGGGAGUUUUGAGGAAGUUCUACCACUUAAGAACAUCCUAGAUGAGAUCAAAAAGCCCAAGAAUGUGACUCUCAUCUUGGUUGGAAAUAAAGCUGACUUGGACCACUCCAGACAGGUUAGUACAGAAGAAGGGGAGAAGCUGGCCUCAGAGUUGGCAUGUGCUUUUUAUGAGUGUUCUGCCUGCACUGGAGAAGGGAACAUCACAGAGAUAUUCUAUGAGCUCUGCCGGGAAGUGCGUCGGAGGAGGAUGGUCCAGGGCAAGACAAGGCGACGCAGCUCCACCACACAUGUCAAGCAAGCCAUUAACAAGAUGCUCACCAAAAUCAGUAGUUAGGCAGCUCAGUGCUGGGGGAGACCCUGCUAAGAUGGGUCAGGUUAUUGGAAACACUCGCUUGUCCUCCCACUUUGCUCUCCCCCCCACAAAAGAAAAACCCCACUCCUUGUCCUCUAGAAAAUAUCUCUGCUUCCCAUUAUCCCCUGCUUCCCACAUGUUGAAAAGACAUAGAGUGUAUUAUGCAAUGUCAAUGCUGCCAAUUUCUCCCAUUCCGGCUUGAAUAUGCUUUAAUCAAUUUAAAGUUGUAAUUGCCAGAGAUUCUGAAAUGGCUGGGUUCAUAUUAAGCUAUUAUUAGGCACCUUCACGUUGCUUCAAUAGAGUGAAGUCUUUUCAAAGGCAUUUUUGAAUCCCAUUCCUUGCCAAACUACAUAUGAUCUUCUUCAAAGUAUAAGAUAAUGGAAAAUAAAACACACACACACACACAGGAGGGUCGCUGAGCUAGUGGAGCAGGGAAUAAAGCUCUAUAAGGCUCCUAUUUGAAGCAAGGAUUUUCUGAAUUAUCUUAAAUCAUUGAGUUUUUCUUUAACCUUUAUUUUGUUCUUAAAUUCAAACAUGUUCUCACAAGGUUUCCUAUGGUAAUAGAACAUUCCAUUUCAAUUUGCAUUGGUUCUCUUGAUGAUGUAUUGAUCUUUACACUGUCAUUCUUCUUAGGCUCAAGCAAGAUUUAAUUAUAAUAGAGGUAGCAGAGCUCAUCAAUCCCAAUAGGAAUUUCUCAGCAAGCCUGGGGUGACGUGAAGACAUUAAGAAUGCUUUCACCAAAUCCUAUUUUACUGAAUGUUAAUAGGAGACUUAGAAUUAGAAAUUCGCAAGUCAUUUCUCUCUCUGCUUAACAACCUAGAAGACAAACAGUCCCCAAAACAGGAAAACAAAGAACAAAGCUUAAUGACCCACUCACUGUGGAGCCAAGGCUUUGUUAUAUGCCAAGCACAGUAAGACAAACUUAGACUCUAACUCAUUAAGUUGACCACAGGUCCUUUUUUAAUGUUCUGCAUAGACUAAUUCACUUAAGCAAAUUCAGAAAAGAGUGGGUGAUUUAACUUCACUGUACCUGAAUAACUAUGUAUGAAGCAGAUUCUUAUAUUGUCAAAGAACAGUCUAACUGAUAAAACCCUGCGAUUCUUUUUUUCCCUAUUAUGCCCCCCACAUAUCAAGAUUUAGGCACUUUAUUUUAGAAGAAAAUAUAUAUCUUUUACAUAUGUGUGUAUUUAUAAAUGAUAGAUAUAUGUAUAAAAAUUUGUAAGAGUUGGAUGCUUUAAUUCACCAAUGCAUUUGAACAACUUGGUGUAGU